CAUAACUGUAACAGAAAAAUAAUACAAAUCAGAAGUAGGUAAAUUAUAUAUUUCCAUUAAACAACAUUAAAGUAGCUGCAAGUAACAGUUAAUACAGCUAUAUAGACAAGGAUGUUUUGUAGAUGAGAUUAUACUUAAAGUCUUGCUCAUGCUGUUUAGGAAAAGGUUAAGAUAAUAUUACCUUUACUAAAAAACAUACAGCAAAAGUAGUUGAGCUAGUAUUCUAUCAUCCACAUUCCAGUAAGCUGCCAUAUAAUGGUAAUUGAUGUUUAUGAUUUGAGGGUUAUUAAAAGACCCCCAAAUGCCUUUUAGGUUAUCAAAGAAAGAUAACAUAGCAUUUGAUAGUUUUUAAAGCUUUGACAUAGCUUUAAAGGUAAGUUAUUUGAUGGUCCUUUGGGCUUGAAAAUUUGGGAAAUCACAUAUGGCAUAGAAACAUUCUCUUCAUCGGAACAUGUAUUAACCAGAAAAAUCCAUUCUCUAAUCUAUUGCACCUUAACAGACAACUUGUGAAAAAGGAAACGUGGCCAGGGCAACACAUUUCCUCUUUUUGUAAACCUUAAACUGAGUAUGUCUGUCCUCACCAAUUAUAUAGGGUCCCUUGGGCCUCAGAACUUUCCACAAGUGGUUAGGUCUCUAUGGUGAUGGACCUGGCUGCUGAGGCAGAACACAGGUGACGAGGCGGGGGCCAGGCACUGGGAGACCGUGAGGAGUCUGGCUGCAGAAAACCACGGAGGGGCUUCUUGAGCUUCUAGAGCUGACUGUUCAGCCUUGUUUGGAAUUUGCAGAGCCACAGGCAGGCCUGCCCUGACUUCCCACGAGUCCAGCAAAGCAGGCACCACCCACCAUCAGGUGGCAGCUUUGGAGGUGGGGGUGCUUUUGAUGGCUGCCCAUGCGGGGCACUGGUGGCUCCCUCUGGGACCCUGCUUCCGUUGAUGCUUGAGAUCAUCCUUCCUGCGCCCUCAGAGGCUAUGAUUCAGGUGGAAGGGUUCCAUCUUGCCCAGCCCCUUGGUCUCAUGCAGCCUUUCAGCAUCCCCAUUCAAAUUACACUCCAGGGUGGCCGGCAGCGCCAGGGGAGGACAGCCUUAUCUGCCUCAGGGAGGAAGAGAAACACAGACCACAAUGGUGGGGACCCACCGGAUAGGCAAAAGCAGCUGCCUUCCAGUGCUGGAGAGGACCGAGCCAUGCUGCUUGGGUUCACAAUGAUGGGCUUCUCAGUUCUAAUGUUCUUCUUGUUUGGAAUAACCAUCCUAAAGCCCUUCAUGCUCAGCACUCAGAGAGAAGAAUCGAACUGCACUAUCAUCCAUACAUGUAUCACGGAUGACUGGUUGGACUGUUCUUUCACCUGUGGUGUGGAUUGCCAAGGUCAGGACAAGUACCCUUGUCUUCAGGUGCUUGUGAACCUCACCCAUUCAGGUCAGAAAGCUCUCCUGCAUUAUAAUGAAGAGGCCGUCCAGGUAAAUUCCAAGUGCUUUUACACACCGAAGUGCCACCAAGAUAGGAGUGAUUUGCUCAACAGCACCCUGGACAUGAAGGAGUUCUUCGAUCACAAAAAUGGGACCCCCUUUUCAUGCUUCUACAGUCCAGACAGCCAAUCUAAAGAUGUCAUUCUCAUAAAAAAGUACAGCCAAAUGGCUAUCUUCCACUGUUUCUUUUGGCCUUCGUUGACUCUGCUGGGUGGUGUCCUGAUUGUUGGCAUGGUGCGAUUAACACAGUACUUGUCCCUGCUGUGUGAACAGUACAGCACUGCAUUUAGGGGAGAGAUAGGUGGUCAAGUACCUUACAGGGAACAGCAUCGAUUCAAACUGUGGAGUGUGGGGAGAAGCAAGGGGAGGAGCAGAGAAAUCUUAAGGUGGUGGCCAAAUUGAAGUCCUGGCCUUCAGACACCUGGGACUUCUGCACUUGAUGACUUAAUUAUACUUGCUUGCAAAUUAGCCAUGAGAGGCAGUUAAGUACGAGAUGGGAAUGAAAAAAAAAAAACAACAACCCCUAUAAAGUCUCGUAUGUAUUCUAUUUAUCUUAUAAAUACCUACAGAUUCACCAUCUUUUCUACUCCCAAUCUCUUUCCACAUGAACCAACUUUUUGUUCUCACGUGGUAAAAUGAGCUCAAGGUAGUUGUCCCUCACCUAGUUUCAGCUCUAGCUAGAACUUGUCAAUGUGGAAAUAAAUGAUGAGGGUAUCUAACCUACUGAGCACUGAACCACCAGUCUAGUUCUAUGCAGUAUAGUUCACAUUCAAAUAUAUCUCAAAAAAAUUCCAGAUGAAGAGCAGUUCAUUCACUAGAGGAAGAUAGUAACCUGGUAAUCUAAAAACGUGGAUCUGCCAUUUUACUUCACCCUUCAUGGUAGGGGGAAGCCCCUGCCUCGAAAAUUCACUAAGUUUAGAGUUAUUUGUACCUAACUUGACUAUGUACCAUGUGAUUUUUCUUUCAGCAGUAUAUUUUUAGUUAAUUAUGCAUUCUGUAAGCUCCUGCUGUUCUUUGUGCACAUUCUGGUGAGAGUGGGGGACAUGGCUAGAAAUGUGUUGUGAAGUAGGGGUAAGCUGUAUUGGAUGGAAUGUAAGAUUCAUCUCAGGUAAUCUGCAUUGUAGAAGAGUCUCAUGUGGAUCCUCAGCAACUGUCCAUACAUUAAUUGAGGAAUAAACCGUGGGUAUUAAAUAAUGAAAGUCACAAGACUCUCCCAACAGAUUCUUUCCAGAUUAAGCUGAAUAUGAGUUUAAAUCCUGUUCUGAAAACCAACAUGCUUCAAAGUAGCUUUAAAAUUUUACUAAAAAAUUACUUCACGGACAACAGAAAGAAUGGGACUUGAAGCAUCUAAAUGUAGUCAAACCAGAAACUUUUAUCCUCAGCCAACUUGUUCCUUUUUAGAAAUUAAUUGUAAGUCACAAGUUACCAAAUAAAUAGAAUAAUCAAACUGAGCAACAUUGACUUGACCAGUAAUGAACAAUUUUGGUGUUUUCUCCUCUUUCUGGUGUGGAGUGGCAGAGAGAGCACGUGUCUCAGAGUAAGAGUUACUGGAAUUUUUUAGGCCAUAAUUACAACUUUUCAGAAUGUAUCCUUGGGCACUUUGGCUGAAUUGUUAGAGCCUCUCUUUUCAUCUCAGAGGGUUAUUUUAGGGAAUAAACAAGGUAGAGUAUGUGAAACAUCUAGUGCAGUUUCUGGCACCCAGUAGAGGUACUUAAAAAUGUUAGUAGAUAACAAAAAUAUCCUCCUAAGUUUCAAUAUUCAGUCAGCUUUAUCCUUCUCCUGACUCUAUACCCAAAGGAAAUGCAAUCAGUACCUCCAAAAGACAGCUGCACUCUCACGUUCAUGGAAGCAUUAUUCACAAUGGCCAAGAUAUGGAAAUCACUUAAGUGUCCAUCAGCAGACUAAAGAAAUUGUGGUUCUAGAUGUGUAGUGUAUGUAUAUACACAUACAAAGGAAUAUUAUUUAGUCUUAAAAAAUGAGAUCCUAUUUGCAACAACACAGAUGAACUGGGAGGGUAUUAAUUAAAAUAAGCCAGACACAGAAAGGAGAAAACUGCAUUUCACUUGCAUACACGUGGAAUCUAAAGAAGUCGAAUCCAUAGAAACAGAGAGAAGUAUGGUGGUUAUUACCGGUAGGGAGGUGGGGGAGAUUCGGUUAAAGGGUACAAACUUUCAGUUAUAAGGGGAAUAAAUCUAGAGAUCUAGUAUACAGCAUGAUGACUAUAGUUAAUAUUGUCUCAAAUACUGGAAAUUUGCUAAGAGUGUAGAUUUCAGGCGUUUUCAUCACAUACACAGUAACUGUGAGAUGGUAUGUUAAUUAGCUGGACUGUAGUAAUUUCUACAUAUAUCAAAUCAUUACAUUGUAUACCUUAAAUACAUACAAUUCUUAUUAAAAAGAAAAUGUCCACAACAUGCUGUAUAAAAGGCUGUGGUAGCACUGGCUGGUGUGGCAGAGUGGAUUGCGUGCUGGCCUAUGAGCCAAAAGGUCGCUGGUCGGAUUCCCUGUCAGGGCAGCUGCCUGUGCUGCGGGCCAGGUCCCUGGUUGGAGUGUGUGUGCAAGAGGCAACUGAUGAACGUUUCUCUGGCACAUCACUGUUUCUCUCCCUGUUUUUCUCCCUCACUGCCCCCCCCUUCCCAAAUUCGUAAAUACAUACAGUAUUUUAAAAAAAGGUUGUGGUAAACUCUUUUGUAUACC
Molecule: messenger RNA, 4157 nt
Organism: Phyllostomus hastatus (greater spear-nosed bat)
Lineage: Eukaryota; Metazoa; Chordata; Mammalia; Chiroptera; Phyllostomidae
Gene: KCNMB3
Product: potassium calcium-activated channel subfamily M regulatory beta subunit 3
Exons: 4
Coding region: 933-1865 (310 amino acids)
Biological process (GO): detection of calcium ion; potassium ion transport
Cellular component (GO): voltage-gated potassium channel complex; membrane
Molecular function (GO): calcium-activated potassium channel activity; potassium channel regulator activity
Source: RefSeq, a predicted model, not a curated record